Ficedula albicollis (Collared flycatcher) is the source of this 1174-nucleotide messenger RNA. It is a transcript of the gene RWDD1, whose product is annotated as RWD domain containing 1. The record is from RefSeq and is a predicted model, not a curated record. The coding region runs from base 1 to 732 and encodes 243 amino acids. Gene Ontology annotation, biological process: cytoplasmic translation. The transcript is spliced from 7 exons. Gene Ontology annotation, molecular function: protein binding. NCBI's taxonomy places the organism in Eukaryota, Metazoa, Chordata, Aves, Passeriformes, Muscicapidae.
AUGGCAGCAGGAGCUGAGCGAGCAGCGGGCACCGCAGGAGGGAAGGCGGCCGGGGACCAGCCAGACCGGCUCUCCCCGCGAGUAUUGUCAGAAAAGCCAACAACUUUCACAAUCACUGUGACAUCUGAAGCUGGAGAAAAUGAUGAAACUGUCCAAACAACCCUUAAAUUUACCUAUAGAGAAAAAUACCCUGAUGAAACUCCACUAUAUGAAAUUGUCUCACAGGAGAAUCUUGACGAUAAUGAUGUCAUGGACAUAAUAAAACUGCUAGAGCAGCAGGCAGAAGAAAAUUUAGGAAUGGUAAUGAUCUUCACUCUAGUCUCAGCAGUACAGGAGAAAUUAAAUGAAAUAGUGGAUCAAAUAAAAACACGAAGAGAAGAAGAGAAGAAACAGAAAGAAAGAGAAGCAGAAGAAGAAGAGAAACAACGUUUUCAUGGCACUCCUGUUACCAUAGAGAAUUUCCUUAAUUGGAAAGCCAAGUUUGAUGCAGAGCUUCUAGAAAUAAAAAGGAAAAAGAUGAAAGAAGAAGAACAAGCGGGCAAAAAUAAGCUAAGUGGUAAACAGCUGUUUGAAAUGGAUCACAACCUAGACACCUCUGACAUCCAGUUCUUAGAGGAAGCUGGAAACAAUGUGGAGGUUGAUGAAUCUUUAUUCCAAGAAAUGGAUGAUUUAGAGUUGGACGAUGAAGAGGAUGACCCUGACUACAAUCCUGUUAAUUUAGAUAGUGAUUAGCUUCUUUGAGCUGAUUCUGUCAUCAGUAUGGACAUAUGUAAGGAGAGAGGGGCAGGCAGGAAAGCCACAGCAUCUGUGGUUUUAGUAAUGUUUAUUGUUUUUCUUUUCUCUUAAUUUUUUUUCCAAGAAAAAAAACAACAUAUUUUAAAUCCAGGAGAAUGGUCUUCUGAUGACUUUCACUAUAAAUAAAUUUACUUUAAUAUUUCAAAUGAAAAAUUGGAGAAAUAUUGAUCUGUCUGAAAACGCUUUUCUAUUUUCUCUUAAAUUUUUUUCCUCCCUACUUCUGUAAUUGUUCUUUGAAGAAAUGUGGCAACUUGUGAGACAGAAGGGUGUUACAGCAAGCACUAAACACACCUGCAUCUGAAUGCUGAGCAGCUGUUCUGCUGUCUUCCACCUGGGAUAAACAUGGGCAGCUCUGGUGAAUAAAAGGGAUCACAUACUA